This is a messenger RNA of Cyprinodon tularosa, 2739 nucleotides long. RefSeq names its product aryl hydrocarbon receptor nuclear translocator-like protein 2. The transcript has 17 exons. The record is from RefSeq and is a predicted model, not a curated record. Gene Ontology annotation, molecular function: RNA polymerase II cis-regulatory region sequence-specific DNA binding; DNA-binding transcription factor activity, RNA polymerase II-specific; protein dimerization activity. The coding region runs from base 371 to 2209 and encodes 612 amino acids. Gene Ontology annotation, cellular component: aryl hydrocarbon receptor complex; cytoplasm; transcription regulator complex. Lineage: Eukaryota; Metazoa; Chordata; Actinopteri; Cyprinodontiformes; Cyprinodontidae. Gene Ontology annotation, biological process: regulation of transcription by RNA polymerase II.
GGUGUUCCCAGAGAUUAUAAAUAAUCCGGCGUUCCCUAUAAAAAUAAUCUUUAUGAAUGAACCUGGAGCAGAGUGAACUCUAUCCUUCAUCCUUGCCCUUAGAAAAAGGGUGUUCCUCUCACGCGACACAUCACUCACGUUUCUCCCCCCCUCCACACACCGCCUUCUUUGUAAAGAAAAAAAUAGCAACGCGAGAAGGAGGAGGGUGAGGGGGGAUAAAGAAAAAAAAAAUGAAGUCAAUUAUACAACACCCCGACUAUCUGUAUCUCCCUCCUUCCCAGCGCCUCCUCUAUGCUUUAAACUCCAACAGCUGGUGGCUCCACAUGCGCGGCGGCGCUCCGUAGCCUCUCACCGCUUCCAGCCCGCAGGCAUGUCGGCCGGGGGCUCCGGCGGCACCCCGGACAACCCGGCAGACCAAGCUGCAGAGGAGGAGGAGGAGGGGCCAAGCCAAGCAGGAUUGACAAUGCCAUCUGUCGAGCUGCCAAGGAAACGGAAAGGAGAGGUGGAAGAGAGGUCAGACACCCGUGUACAGCAAAACUUCAGCUUCAGCCUAGAGGAUGACCUCUGCAGGUCUGAGGGGGAGGAUCAGCAAGUCAAAAUGAAAUGCUAUAGGGAGCCUCACCGGCAGAUUGAGAAGCGGCGGAGGGACAAAAUGAACAACCUCAUAGAUGAGCUUUCCGCCAUGAUCCCUGCCUGUCAGCCAAUGGCGCGGAAGCUGGACAAGCUCACUGUUUUACGAAAAGCUGUACAACACCUGAAAGCCCUCAAAGCCGGAGCGAGCGGCGCCUUCGCAGACACCAAGCAUAAGCCUUCCAUCCUGCCUCAUGACGACCUCUGGCAUCUUCUGCUCAGGGCUGCAGAUGGCUUCCUGUUAGUCGUAAGGUGCGACCGGGCAAAGAUCCUAUUCAUAUCUGAGUCUGUCUCCAAGAUCCUUAACUUCAGCAAGAUGGAGCUAACAGGGCAGAGCUUGUUCGAUUUCAUUAACCCCAAAGAUAUCCACAAGGUGAAGGAACAGCUUUCAUCCUCGGAGAUGCUCCCCCAGCAGCGCCUCGUCGACGCCGCAACUGGAGUCCAGGUCCAGACGGAAACCCCCAUCAGGCCGUCGUACUUGACCGCUGGAGCUCGGAGAUCCUUUUUUUGCCGUAUGAAGCACAGUCGGGUCGCAGGGAAGCACGAAGACAAGCACUCACUGCCUGGUGUUUCUAAGAAGAAAGAAACAUACAGAUACUGUACCCUCCAUUGCACCGGAUAUAUGCGGACUUGGCCGAGCAGCGAACUGGAUCCAGAGGGUGAUGGCGCAGAGAAAGAGACCGCCAGCCUGAACUGCCUAGUCACGGUGUGCCGCCUCCAUCCCCACGUUUCCCACCAGCCCCCAAAAGACGUCAACGUCAAAGCCACCGAGUUCGUAACCCGCUGUGCAAUCGACGGCAAGUUCACUUUUGUAGAUCAACAGGCCACGACAGUCAUUGGUUAUUUGCCACAGGAAGUUCUUGGCACCUCUUGUUACGAGUACUUCCACCAGGAUGACCUUCAGCAUCUGGCAGGGAAACACAGACAAGUUCUUCGAAGCAAAGAAAAGAUUGAGACACAAUGCUACAAGUUCAAAACAAAACAUGGCGCUUAUGUUACGCUCCAAAGCCAGUGGUUUAGUUUCACCAAUCCGUGGACCAAAGAAGUCGAGUUCAUGGUCUCUUCAAACAGGGUUAUCUCGGGACCUGGUCACGCAAAAGAUGAUAGUGAGGCUGGCAGCUCAAAAUCGAAUCAGGAAGACUCUAAGCAAAUCCCGGAAAUACUCUGCCUCUCCAGUGGUGUAGGCACGAUGAUCUACGCAGGCAGGAUAGGGACCCAAAUCGCAAAUGAACUAGGAGACACAUACAGGGCAAACUCAUCUCCAUCAAGUGGAGCUUCAAGUCCAUUUGGCUCUGUCCAGGAAAAAUGUCCGCUGACCAGCAGGAGUAUUUCCAGCAGAGAGGAAGAAGCAAGCAGCUCUUCAAACUCCCAGUCUCAGACUGAUUCCGGUAAAGAAGCUGCCGGAAGCAGUGCAGCAUCUGAAUGUCGAGGUGAGCCAUUCCAGCUGGAUUUGGAUGUCCCCGGGCUCAGCAGCUUCAGCAGCGACGAGGCAGCCAUGGCCGUCAUCAUGAGCCUGCUGGACUCAGACGUGAACAUGGGCCAAUCAGGGGACUUUGAGGAUUUACACUGGCCUUUCUAGAGGGAGCUUGUACUCUCAUUCACUCCUCUAAAGUUCUUGUGCCCUUUUCCUUACCAUAUGCCAAGAACAUGUGAACGAUAUAACCAAUGGUUGUCGUCCUCAAACAAAUGAAGGCACUGGACAUUUCCUAGAGGUUGCAACGUGUCUUACUUGAGGACUUCUGUGUGGUAACUUGAGAAUUGUUGUGACCAAUCUUCUUGGUCUUUUGAUCCAUGCUUGAAGCAAAAAGAGGGUGAAGUGCAUCUGGAGCCAGUGGUGAGCCAGAGUCUUCCUCAGUGAGACCUCAGCACCUCAAGGUGGUCUAGACAAACUUGUGUUUGCUCUGCUGCCAUCAGUUACCACGGCAUGAAGAAGAAUGAAACUCUUGUCAUGUUCAGUGCUGCUAUAGAAACUCCUCAAACGUUAACAGCUAUGUAUUUGCAUUUGCAUAAUGAAGACUGUCCUAUUUUUUAUUACGUGAAUGAUUGUGUUUUUUUCAUAUUUAAAGCCCUAUUUGCAAAACUCAAAGUAAAAUAAUUCUAUGAAAGGUA